Messenger RNA from Salvelinus sp. IW2-2015, 703 nucleotides. Its product is annotated as calcium and integrin-binding protein 1. The record is from RefSeq and is a predicted model, not a curated record. Gene Ontology annotation, molecular function: calcium ion binding; magnesium ion binding. Lineage: Eukaryota; Metazoa; Chordata; Actinopteri; Salmoniformes; Salmonidae.
UUGUUACUAUGGUAUAUUUCGUCGAUUCGGAAAGGGAAGUGGYUAGCUGCUUUGGAAAGUUAUYGAAGCAGAAAGUUUUCUUUCUCUGAAGUUAACUAGCUAAUAACAAACAGAAGAAAAAAMCAACAUGGGAACAACAGCAAGUCAAUUAAGGAAGGAUCUGCUCUCAGAAUAUCAGGAGCUGACGUUUCUUACAAAGCAAGAAAUUAUUCUGGCACACAAGAGAUUCAGUGAACUCCUCUCCAAAGAGGACAGAAACAUCCCCACCCCGCGAGUGUCCAUGGAGAAAGUCCUUUCACUGCCAGAACUCAAGUCCAACCCUUUCAGAAAAAGGAUCUGUCACGUAUUCUCAACAUCUGAUAUGAAAGAUGGAAGUCUCACCUUUGAGGACUUCCUUGAUCUCUUGAGUGCCUUCAGUGAUUCAGCUACACUGGAAAUCAAGUCCCACUACGCAUUCCGCAUUUUUGACUUUGAUGAUGAUGGCACUCUGGAUGGUGGGGACCUGGAGAAGCUGGUGAACUGUCUGACUGGUGAGACGGAUGACACAAGGCUUACCACUGAAGAGAUGAGGCAGCUCAUCAGCAAUAUUCUUGAAGAGUCUGAUAUAGACAAAGAUGGAACUGUGAAUCUGUCAGAGUUCCAACACGUCAUCUCAAGGUCACCAGAUUUCGUCAGUUCUUUUAAGAUUGUUCUGUGAAGUCGA